AUGGUGCACGGGCACGCUCUCUAUCACAUGGAGCACCGCCCUCUGGAGGUGCGGGCUCUCCAUGAAAAGAUCGUGAAUGAAGAUGCCAAUCUGGUGGCGCGGGAGAAUCCCUUGGUCAUUGUAUACAAGACGCUCUCGGCAGACUUCGAGGGGGCCAUUGGAGGCUAUGUCACCAAAUUGAUGGGUGCAGACGAUCCGCCGACCAAGACUGCAAAGGAGGCCCCAACUGCGACUGCGACUGCUGUCGAGGAUUCUCAGAACAACGUUGUGGGUGUGGGCCCAGCGGUGGCUGUGACGAAGACAACCGCCGAACCCACCCAUGCGACGGUGGUGACCACCACCAAAGAGGUCAACCCUCCACAGACGACCAUCGUCGAGAAGACCCACGUGCAGCACACUACAGCUGCAGAUAUAACGCAGGCCAUUACUAGCGAGGUCGAGUCGGUCACUCAGGCGCCAUCAUCCUUUAUCACCUCGGUCUCCCAGGUGACAACGUCUGCGGAAUCCAGUGCGGAUGUGAACUUUGUCGCAGUGACACCCAGUUCAACGGCAACGGGCUCCGGGCCUUCCUCGUCUCCAACGGCCGCCAAUGCCUCGCAAGGCAUGUCGGGCGGUGCGAAAGCGGGAAUUGCCAUUGGAGUUAUACUGGGACUCGGAGUCCUGGCCGCACUGAUCUUUUUCUUGGUGCGAAAGAAGAAGCGCGGCGACGAGGCCGAAGGAGCUUACCAGGAGAAGGGAGCCAUUUCAGCUGCUUCGGCGUCGUCGGCACCGCCUCCUCCUAUGAAGACAUCCACCCCAUCCACUCCUCCCCAGUUGAGUGUUCGCCCCGUGACGCAGUUCGCCCCCGACCUGAGCGGCACAGGUGGCUCAAUCGGGGCUUCGGCCGGCUUGCUGGGUGCAUCCGUGGCUGGCGCGGCCGGGGCUGCUGGUGCCGCUGUCGCGUCGCGCAAUCUGACCGGCAACUCGCCGCCUUCAUCCCCCUCCCAGGCGAGCUCCAUCGCACAGGAUCCCUUCAGUGAUCCAGUGAAUCCGUUCAGCCCCACCACGCCUGUAGCGGAGACUGCGUCGUUUGCAGCAGCUUCUACUCCUUCUCAGCCGCCGGUGACUCCUGUGGUGACGGGUAAUGCUCCCGCGGUCGUGGUUUCAGAUCACUCCGCCACAGAACAGCCUCUCUCUCAAGAGCCAGGUACUGCGGUCUCGACCGCUCCAUCGACCCGCGUCAGUGCCGAUGUCGAGUCGAUCUCCUCUGAGAUCCUUACUGCUGUGGGCGGAGCUUCGGUCGGAGUUGCUGGUGUAGGUGCUGUUGCUGCGGCUGCGGUUCCUGGUCCUCCAGGUCCCCCGGGACCGAACAAUGUCCACCGCGUACAGAUGGAUUUCAGUCCCUCCGCGGAUGAUGAGCUGGAGCUGCGCGCGGGAGCCCUCGUGCGUAUGCUGCAUGAAUAUGACGAUGGUUGGGCCCUAUGUGUUCGUAUGGAUCGUUCGCAGCAAGGCGUGGCGCCCCGAUCCUGCCUGUCUGCACGCCCCGUGAAGCCUCGCCCUCGCCCGCCUCCUGGUGCUGGGCCAGGCCCUGCUCCUCGUGGGCCGCUGCCCCCUAUGGGUCCGGGACCUCAUGGACGCAUGCCAGGGCCUCCUCCUGCUGGUCGCUACUACCCUCAAGGUCCGCCUGGUCCUCAGGGACCUCCGGGCCAACCUCGUCCGCCUUAUCCUGUUCGUCCUAUGUCUCCCGCGUCUGGCUUCCCCGUUGUUCCUCGCGCCAUGUCCCCCGGCCCCCAAGCUCGCCCGGGUCCUAAUACUGGGCCUCGAUCUAUGAGCCCCGGUCCCUAUGGCCCACCAGGCAUGCAGCGACCCGCGAUGCCGGUCAACCAACGACAACGUAGUAACAGUGCCGGGAACAUGCCUCCCCACAUGAUCGGGAGCGCGCCCCCCAAAUCUAGUCCACUUGUUGCGACCGAAGCCCCCAGCCCUGCGCCCACUGGCAACCUCCCUGCCCUUCCUCCCUCGGCGCUGAACUCGCCCACUGAGGGGGAAGUCCCUACUCAAUCACUUCCCGGACAAGCCCUUUAG
Molecule: messenger RNA, 2064 nt
Organism: Penicillium oxalicum
Lineage: Eukaryota; Fungi; Ascomycota; Eurotiomycetes; Eurotiales; Aspergillaceae
Product: SH3 domain protein
Exons: 2
Coding region: 1-2064 (687 amino acids)
Molecular function (GO): protein binding
Source: RefSeq, a predicted model, not a curated record